AGAUGGCGUGUUGUGGAAACUGUUUUUGUUGCCAAUGCUGCUGCAGAGAACGAGAGACUCGCACUCCGGAGGAACUGACAAUCCUUGGGGAAAUCCGAGAUGAAGAGGAUGAGAUCCUACCCAGGAAAGACUAUGAGAGCCUGGAUUAUGACCGCUGCAUCAGUGAGCCCUACGUGGAGGUUCUGGAGGGGAUGAACAACAAGAAAGCCAAAAAAUACGAGGCUGUGCGAUGGAUGAUGGUGUUUGCUAUCGGGGUGACGGUGGGUCUGGUGGGUCUGUUUGUGGAUUUCUUUGUACGCCUCUUCACCAAAAUCAAAUUUACUCUGGUUGGUGAUUCUGUAGAGAAGUGCAGCGACAAGGGCUGUCUUUCGCUGUCUUUGCUGGAACUCUUGGCGUUCAAUUUGACCUUCAUCUUCAUCGCCAGUGUGCUUGUCCUCAUUGAGCCCGUAGCUGCAGGUUCAGGGAUUCCAGAAAUCAAAAGUUACUUGAACGGAGUGAAGGUUCCUGGAAUCGUCCGACUUCGAACUUUUCUCUGCAAGGCGACUGGAGUCCUUUUCAGUGUGGCUGGAGGUCUGUUUGUGGGGAAAGAAGGUCCAAUGAUACACAGUGGAGCCAUCGUCGGAGCCGGUCUUCCUCAGUUUCAGAGCAUCACUUUCAAGAGGAUCAAUUUUGACUUCCCCUACUUCCGUAGUGACAGGGACAAGCGAGACUUUGUGUCCGCCGGUGCUGCUGCCGGAGUCGCUGCUGCGUUCGGUGCUCCGAUCGGCGGCACCCUCUUCAGUCUGGAGGAAGGCUCCUCGUUCUGGAAUCAGGCCCUCACUUGGAAAGUGCUCUUCUGCUCCAUGUCGGCCACUUUCACCCUCAACUUCUUCCGUUCAGGGAUCAACUUCAACAAGUGGGGUUCCUUCCAGCUGCCUGGUCUGCUCAACUUUGGGGAGUUCAAGUGUGCAGACGGAGACAAGAACUGCCACCUGUGGACGGCGGUGGACCUGGCCUUCUUCGUCCUGAUGGGCGUGGUGGGCGGCCUGCUGGGGGCGCUCUUCAACUGCAUCAACAAGAGCCUGGCCAAGUAUCGCAUCCGGCACAUUCACCCCAAGGCCAAGUUCAUCAGAGUUCUAGAAAGUCUGCUGGUUACCAUGGUGACAACAGUCGUGAUCUUCGCAGCUUCCAUGCUGCUGGGCGAAUGUCGAGAUCUGUCGUCGCCGACAACACACAACGGCACACUAGCCAGCACUGAUGACAUCAACUCCACCAUCCGCUCGUUCUUCUGCCCCAACAAGACCUACAACGACAUGGCCACGCUGUUCUUCAACCCACAGGAGGCUGCCAUCCACCAGCUCUUCCACCAGGAUGGUACCUUCAGCCCGGUGACUCUGUCGGUGUUCUUCCUGUUGUAUUUCCUGCUGUCCUGUUGGACGUAUGGCGUGUCCGUCCCCAGCGGACUCUUUGUUCCUUCGCUGCUGUGCGGUGCAGCUUUUGGACGUCUCGUCGCCAACAUCCUCAAAGUGAAGCUGGGCAUGGAUCUGUACUCGGGGACGUUCGCCCUCAUCGGAGCCGCUGCCUUCCUCGGAGGUGUCGUCAGAAUGACCAUCAGCCUGACUGUCAUUCUCAUCGAAUCCACCAAUGAAAUCACAUACGGGCUGCCCAUCAUGAUCACCCUAAUGGUUGCCAAGUGGACCGGAGAUUUCUUCAACAAGGGCAUCUAUGACAUCCACGUUGAGCUGAAAGGAGUGCCGCUGCUGGAGUGGGAGACCGAGGUUGAGAUGGACAAGCUGACAGCCAGCGAUAUCAUGGAGCCCAACCUGACCUACGUGUACCCCCACACCCGAGUCCAGUCCCUGGUCAGCAUCCUGCGCACCACCGUCUACCACGCCUUCCCCGUGGUCACCGAAAACCGAAAGAACGAGCAGGACUUCAUGAAGGGCAACAUCUUGAUCAGCAACAACAUCCGCUUCAAGAAAUCCAGCGUCGUGUCUCGCGCCGGGGAACAGCGGCGCCGUUGCCAGUCCAUGAAGUCGUACCCGUCCAGCGAGCUGAGGAACGUCUGUGACGAGCAGAGCGCCGUGGUGGAGCCGUCGGAGGAGGGAGAGGACCUGCUGCAGCAGAUGUUGGAGAGAAGACAUGCUCCCUACCCCAACCUGUACCCCGACCAGUCUCCCAGCGAGGAGUGGACCAUGGAGGAGCGCUUCAGACCGCUCACCUUCCACGGCCUGAUCCUGCGCUCCCAGCUGGUCAACCUGCUGAUUCGAGGGGUUUGCUACGCCGAGAACCAGUCGAGCGCCACUCAGCCCCGGCUGUCGUAUGCAGAGAUGACUGAGGACUACCCGCGCUUCCCGGACAUCCACGACCUCGACCUCGCCCUGCUCAACCCUCGCAUGAUAGUGGAUGUCACCCCCUACAUGAACCCGUGUCCCUACACCGUUUCACCCAACACCCGCAUCUCGCAGGUGUUCAACCUGUUCAGGACGAUGGGCCUGAGACACUUACCAGUGGUCAAUGCCAUUGGAGAAAUUGUUGGAAUCAUAACGAGACAUAAUUUAACCCACGAGUUCCUCGUGGCCAAACUGCGACAGCACUACAUCACUAUUUGACCCGCCUUCGGACGUUCUGCGGUCGCCCAAGCUUUGUUCAGCCUGGUCCUGAGCCUUUGUCUUGGUCCGUUCCUACUAGCGUUCAGGCAUUCUCAAACACAUUCAGGAUAUCCACAACCAGACAAACAUUCCCUAGUAGGGAACACAGUUCUCCAGUAAGUGAAAGUUGUGUUUUACUUGUGUUUUAGCUGUUGAGGGAUUGUCUUCCUCCAGUCGAGCCUCAGAUCCACCGACUCCGACGGGUGGACAGAAGAAAUUUCCAAAUACGAACAUAAACCGUCCACAUUGAAGGCUGACAAUUCAGAAACGGUUGCUGUGCUUUCAGACUGUGAGCAACGGGACUGAUGGGUUAAUCACAAAAGAGUAUUUAAUUGGAGGAGCCAUUAUGCAGUAUAACUUAUCUGUUUUUUCUGAACGUGUAGCAGGUUUGCUAGAGUUAACACUGAGAAGACCAUUAGUUCUUUAAUUUGAAUGUGCUGCUGGUUGUUCAUUGACGUAGAUAGUUUCAAGGAUUUUCUUUGUUUUAAAAUGUUGACAAAACUACAAAAACAAGACCCUCCUUUGAUCGGUCAGAACAUCGUCCUACAGAGCCGUCUUCUUAGACUAAGACGAGGUAACGCUAGUCUGACUGAGCGACUCUCCGACGGUGUUUGCUCACAGUUUGAAGCCUCGAGCACAACAAACUACCAAAGUGAAACAUCACCAGAGUUCUUUACUACCUUCACGACGGAAUGUUUUUCUUUCGACCUUUUUUUGAUUUCGCUUGGUCGUCGUUUUCACUGCAGCACUUUUAUUUGUGUCUUCGUCUCGUCGCCGACCGUGCGAUUUACUGGAAAAUAGGCACCAAGAGCAGACCGGCCUCCCUUUACGCCGACGACCUCAGAAGAGUUUGCUUGGUGACCGUGUCGGUUUUAGUUGCACAUACAGUAACGUUUCUAACCACUUUAGCAGCCUGUAAACUUCAUCAGCAUCGUUUUGCACUUAUGAUAUGUGGUAAUAUUUUCACUGUAAUUAGUUCAGUGUUCAGUCUCAGACCAAGGUUUUGUUUUGUAAUAGGGACUUGAAAGUACUUGAUUUUUUUUUUUGUUUUGUUUUAAAGAAAAACCUCAAAAAUCCUGUUUUAGAUAAAUUAAUGUGUAACAUAUUUUAUGGUCCUUCUUUGCAGUUAGUUUUUUUUUUAGCAAUAUGAUUAUGAUUAGCUGUUCUGGUACAUCAUUUCAUUGUCAUUCCAAAAAGGGACUAGAAAUGUGAGCAAAGGUGAAUAAAAGCAAGAGUAAUUCUUCUUUUAUAGAUGGACAUGAGGUCCACUGUGAAUCAGGUCGAUAGAUUAUUGGCAACCACAGUUGCACAUACAUGUACAUCAAGCAUUCCUCGUUUGAUUCUCGUCUCGUCUCUGCUUUGAUUUAUUUAAGAGAGUAUUUUUUUAUACAGUUUUAUUUUUUAUGAUUUGCUGCGUGUGCUGUGAAUGAUUCGUCAUGCAGUUGCAUUUCUAAAUGGACCGAGGCAGCCCCGGAUCUUACUGCUGUUUUUAGGUUUGGGAUUGCCACCUUGUUAAUUUAAAAUGAUUCCACUGUACAUAUGACGCAGCAGGAACGGUGCCGAACGUUAGAUUAAGAGAAGCAGUGGACAGUAUGUGUGCCACUGUGGCGCCGGACUGAUGGACUGCCAAACACUUUCUGUUCCCUGGAGGUUAUUCAGUUGGGAUUUUGUGGUUCCUACAGAGAUUUAGAAAUGGCACAUGGCAAAUACAGCAUUAAAUAUCCAACCCUGCAACCACGGAACAGAACAAGCAGAGAGACCUCGGUCUUGUGCCUCUAUUGUUGUUCAAAUAAAGCUCCUUCUCUUUUGUCAAUCAGUCAAA
Stegastes partitus (bicolor damselfish) is the source of this 4452-nucleotide messenger RNA. It is a transcript of the gene clcn6, whose product is annotated as chloride channel 6. Gene Ontology annotation, molecular function: voltage-gated chloride channel activity. The coding region runs from base 3 to 2591 and encodes 862 amino acids. Lineage: Eukaryota; Metazoa; Chordata; Actinopteri; Pomacentridae. Gene Ontology annotation, biological process: chloride transport; transmembrane transport. The record is from RefSeq and is a predicted model, not a curated record. Gene Ontology annotation, cellular component: intracellular membrane-bounded organelle; lysosomal membrane. The transcript is spliced from 23 exons.